GAUGGAGCCGGGCGGCGGCGGCGCGGUGGCGGCGGGUGCCGGGGGCCUCCUGUACUUCGCCUAUGGCAGCAACCUGCUGCGGGAGCGGCUGCUGCUGAGCAGCCCCUCGGCGGUGCGCGGCGCGGUCGCCCGCUUGCAGAAAGUCUUCAAGUUGCAGCUGAUGCUGUCCUGCAGCCUGGCUGCUGCCAUGGAUUUUAAACUCGCUUUUGGCCAUCAUCAAGGCAGAAUAAGUCCUCUGUGGCAUGGAGGUACAGCUACCAUUGUUCAGAGCCCUGGAGACGAAGUAUGGGGAGUAGUGUGGAAAAUGAACACUAGCAAUUUAAGUUCUCUGGAUAAAUGUGAUAGAGUUGUCACCUGUGCAUCGGUUGUCUGGCAUGAAAAGGUUCUCCUUCACAGGCAGGAGGGAGUCGAAGAUGGCAUUUAUGCCCCAAUAGAAGUUAAUGUCCACACUCAAGCAGGAGAAGUGCUGACCUGUCGGAGCUACCAGAUGCGUGACUGGGUCUGCGGUCCCCCUUCUCCCCAGUAUAAAAAGGUUAUCUGCAUGGGUGCAAAACAGAAUGGCUUGCCAAUGGACUAUCAGAAGAAAUUAGAAGCUAUAGAAACUAAUAACUAUGCCGGACCAGUGCCAGUCUUGGAAGAAAUUGAAGCUGCUACUAAGGCAAAGAAAACAAAUUCUGGAUAGAAUACUUCUGCAUUUGCUUGGCCAUUCACCAUGAUUUAGAUACUUUUCCUCACUCUGUUGAUCUGCAGUUCCUUUAUUCCGCAGGAAAAGAUGAUUUUGGCAUACAUCUGCAGUAAGCCAUUAGAUGCAAUGUGCAUUUUGAAAACACACAGGCACUGGUAACUUCUUCACUUUGUGUGUCUAGUUUGCGUACUUACUCAAGUGUCUGCAGAUUUGGAAAUGAUCUUUCUGUAAUUCUCAUGCAGUGCUGCAUGUGAAAUUUGUGCUUCAUAUUCUUCUGUUUACAGAGCUUUUUAAAAGAAGAAGGCCAUCCUGCUAGGAACUUGUAUCUAUUGCUGUCUGAGGAAUGAGGGCUGCAGGAUCAGGCCCUUUGUUUUUGAAUGCUGUAUACACAAUUAUCAAGAAUUUCAAAGGUUUCCUACAGUACAAAGUGGAUUCAGAACUCUAAUGUUUGUCUUUUCUUUCCUGCUAUUCGUCUUCAUGGUUUAAAACCCAACUGAUCUGAAGCUAUGGAGUUUUUGUCUUCAUUUAAAAGGUUAAUAAAGAAAGCAGAGGGAUAUGCUUUAAAAACCA
Messenger RNA from Rhea pennata, 1255 nucleotides. It is a transcript of the gene GGCT, whose product is annotated as gamma-glutamylcyclotransferase. The record is from RefSeq and is a predicted model, not a curated record. The coding region runs from base 2 to 682 and encodes 226 amino acids. NCBI's taxonomy places the organism in Eukaryota, Metazoa, Chordata, Aves, Rheiformes, Rheidae. Gene Ontology annotation, molecular function: gamma-glutamylcyclotransferase activity. The transcript has 5 exons.